Messenger RNA from Exophiala bonariae, 1566 nucleotides. RefSeq lists its product as uncharacterized. The coding region runs from base 1 to 1566 and encodes 521 amino acids. Lineage: Eukaryota; Fungi; Ascomycota; Eurotiomycetes; Chaetothyriales; Herpotrichiellaceae. Gene Ontology annotation, molecular function: oxidoreductase activity, acting on paired donors, with incorporation or reduction of molecular oxygen; iron ion binding; monooxygenase activity. The transcript has a single exon. The record is from RefSeq and is a predicted model, not a curated record.
AUGGCUCUUCACGCAGUUCUCGCACCUCUUCUUGCAUACCCCUACUUGACUUUCUUCCUCCUCCCUUUGAUCCUCUUCACCAUCCGCCUCCUCUACCGGAUAAGUCCAUUGCAUACAUUAGCACAUGUUCCCGGCCCAGUUUCUGUUCGCAUCUCCUCCUUAUGGCUGACAUACCAUGCUUGGAUUGGUGAUGAAGCCUCCACGGUCCAUGCUCUACACGAAAAGUAUGGCCCUAAUGUUCGUACAGGGCCAAAUAGUGUUGAUGUUUCCGAUGGAGCUGCCUUGGCUGCAAUCUACUCGGAGAAGGGCGGUUUUGGUAAAGCAGCAUUCUAUGCAAAUUUCGACAUUGAUGGCCAUAAAUCGAUCUUUUCUGAAACAGACCCCAUGCAACGUGCCCCACGAGCCAAAGCGGUUGCCGUGCUGUUCUCUACCUCCAGCCUGCGCCAAGGGCAAGACAUCAUUUACCAGGUUGUCGACAGAUUUGUCGAAAGACUUGCGUCAGGCGGGCAUGGAAAUCAAAAGGGUAGACCGUUGAACAUUCUGAACUUGACCAGGGGUUUGGCAGUCGACGCCGUGUCCUCAUACCUUCUGGGUAAAAGUUAUGGGGCUCUCGAUGAGAAGGCAGCCAUCGAGGAGAAGAGGGCCGUUAAAAAAGAGCUCACCAAUGACCACGACCACGACCACGAAAUGAGUGCCAGUGGAAUGGUCAACUGCUUUGUUGCGGUUGGCCGAUUCUGGUACUUGCCCACCACGAUAUUCAAAAUUCUCGAGUCAUUUGAUGCCUGGUGGAACGCCGAGGAUGAAGUAUCUCAAAGCUUGAGCCUUGUGGACGAUUUCGUUGCCAACGUCGUCAAAGAGGCAGAGACUGCAAUUCGAGUAUCGAAUGAUAACGAAAAGGGGUCAAACCUAGAUGAUCCAGGCCACCCCACGACCUCUUACCCAGCACGAAUGCUACAAUCUGGCCUGACAGCAUCGGAAGUCCGCGCACAAUGUAAGGAUCUGAUUUUCGCGGGAACAGAUAGCACGGGCAUGAACCUGGGAACCAUCUUGUUUCACCUCGCCCGCAACCCUGAAUGCUACGCCAAGUUACGGCAAGAAAUCCUCACAACAAACCCAUCAUUCGACGACCUGCAAUCCCUCCCCUAUCUGCGAGGGGUGGUAAAGGAAGGUCUCCGCUUAUCCCUGGCAAACCCUUCACGUUUGCCCCGGAUCGUGCCUUCUCAGGGUUGGACAUUCAAAGGCACGCACUUUCCACCAGGCACUGAGAUUAGCUGCACACCUUACUCGCUUCAUCUCAAUCCUGCCGUAUUUUCAGAUCCGUUGGCCUUCAGGCCCGAGCGGUGGUCGAAUCCUUCCGAGGAAAUGAACCGGGAUGCCAUUCCUUUUGGCCUUGGUCCAAGGCAGUGCAUCGCUCGCAAUCUGGCGACCGUUGAGCUGUUCUGUGCUGUUGAGAGGGUCGUCAAAGCCGAUGUCCUAAAAGGGGCAAAAACCUUGGCUGACAAAAUUGAGAUCCUGGAGUGGUUUAACUCUAAGGUGGUUGGUGAAAGGAUCGACUUGGUUUGGUGA